AUGGUUGCUAUGGAUUUGAGGUACUGUAAAAAGUAUAUAAUGAUUUGUAAAAUACAAAUUGCAAGUAGCCAAACUGUAUUAUGCACAGCUGCUACAACUGUAAAACAUACCUGAGUAAUUAAGUUACACAACAAAAUGUGGGAUUUUUGUCCAGUUAGCUGACUUAUUUUUGACAUUCUUGAGACUGACAGAAAUUAUAGCUCAGUCACAUGGUAAUUUAAUUCAAAACUGUUGAAUAUGCCCAUCCCCUAUCCCAUUCUCAGCAGUUUAUUUUGAUUUCAUGAAAAACAAAAUUAAAGAAUUUUUAAAAAGCUAAAUCUUACAGCAGUAUUUUGUAUUUAAGGGGCUAUGGUGAACGUGACAGUCCUAAAGGGCGAGAACACUACAAGACGUCAUUAUUGGUUAACGACAUUAAAGAAAUUGUAAGUGCACUUACAUGAUUGUAUUGCUGAAACAGCAGAUUGAGUGAAGAAAAUAUAAAAAUGUUUAAUCUUCUGUAUGCACCUCUUAAAUUUCGUUAUAAAAUAUUUUAUAGAUUCAAAGGACACUUUUAAAUUAAACAUCAUAGUCUAGAAGAUUUUGUAAAAAGAUCACAAAUGCAAAAAAACAAAAAAACAAAACAAAACAAAACAAAAAUUAAAUAAAUAAAAAUAAUAAAAUUUUUUUCUUCAAUGUCUGUACAGCUUUGAGUACAUGUUGUCCAAUCCAGAAAUAAGGGCUAUGAUAUUUUAUAUUAGUAUAUACACACUCAGUGAUCUUGGUGAUUUCAGCAAUCUGAUUGGUUCGCUAUCUUGGACUAUUCAACAAUAUUCACCUCCUAGCAAGUGGAUAAUGUGUGAGCUCAGUUUUUUUCCCAUUUUCUUGGAGAAAGAUCUCUUAAAAGUCGUCAAAAUCCUAGGGUUGACUCUUUUUCAGGUAAGAAAAGACUUCUAAGGAUUCAAAAUGGCGUUUUCCCAUUUACUGCUGUUGAGUUUUGUGGUUGAUGGAUUGUUUACAACUCCCUUUUUCUGCCUAGAAGAGGCGGUUUCGUGAACUCAGCGUUUCCUAACAAGAAAAAUUUGGCCCAAAAACGAAGUUUAUUUGUGAAAACAAAUUUGAAAGCAAAUGUUUGCAGAAAUUCUACGUUUCAAGUAAACACGAGAAAGAAUGCUACAUGAAGACGACGUCUUACCUCGAGGAACCGAAUCGCCAUUUUUGUCAGCACUUCAUGAAUGCAAAGAAUGACGCAACAAACCUUUUCGGCUAUAAACUUGGCGAGUCAACAGAAAACAACAAAGCUCUUCUUUUCUUCCCAGGUAAGGAAACAAUUCAAACUUUUAGCGGUUCCAUUUAAGUCAUUACGCUGUUGUUUGUGAAGUGAUAAGCUUGGGAAUUGCCAUGUUUAAAAAUUUUACAAAGAUCUAUUUUUAAACUGUCACGUGUCUAGCUGACCUGAUCUGUCAAUCAAAUCGUACUUUUUAAUGGUUUCCUCUCUGAUUUUGUUGAGAUCACUUCGUGUGUAUUUAUACUAAAACAAUUAUUCUUUUCAAUCUCGGUGAAUAGUGGCUUUACGAAUAUUUACCUUGCCACUUCGUGGCUCGGUAAAUAUUUUGCCACUAUUCACCCUGAUUUCAAAGAAUAAUUGUUAAUUAUACUGUGUUGUGAAGGAGGUCAUCAGAGUUUUCUUGCAGCUGGUAAAAGAAAAUUUUUAUUUUUUUUAUAUCAAUACCCGUAAUGUAUAGGAUUGAUAAUGUGAGCUCAGAAAACAUAUUAAUACAAUUUAUUAAUUUAUUUACAGAUUGAGGCACUUGAUUACAAAUCUUGGACUUUGCUGAGUCAUGACAGGGGUGGAGCUUUGGCAUGGUAA
Porites evermanni is the source of this 1846-nucleotide messenger RNA. The record is from the annotation of a GenBank genome assembly. Lineage: Eukaryota; Metazoa; Cnidaria; Anthozoa; Scleractinia; Poritidae.